CAAAGAAUAUCUCACCAAAGCUGAUUCCUCCUCUAGCCAUGCCCCUCUGCUAGUCUCUCAUUUCUCAUCAAGAAAACUUCUGACAGUGAUAACCUAUAGAUAGCCAGCUAGACAAGAUCAAGCUCUCUUAGCUCUUGAGUUGCAUUAUAUUCAGACAUGCUCCAUCUGCCCUAGAUAUUCAAGAAAAUCCCCCCAAAACAUUUCCUAGAUCUUGUGCUAUAUAUCUAGCUAGAGCAAGAGAGAAACGACCCAGCCAAUUGAUCCCAUGUACAUGGACCUGAGCUUGGGCACACUGGUACAAGACACUCAAGAAGUUCAAGAAGAAGACCAAGAAGACAAUUUGGACCAGCAACGAGCUAUAGGUCAAGAUCUCCACCAGCAAGGUGGCGGCGGCGGCGGCGAGCCAAGCCAUGGGGUGGAGCGGGAGCACAUGUUCGACAAGGUGCUGACGCCGAGCGAUGUUGGCAAGCUCAACCGUCUGGUGGUGCCGAAGCAGCACGCGGAGCGGUUCUUCCCGGCUGCCGGCGCCGGGACGCAGCUGUGCUUCCAGGACUGCGGCGGCGCUCUGUGGCAGUUCCGGUACUCCUACUGGGGGAGCAGCCAGAGCUACGUGAUGACCAAGGGGUGGAGCCGCUUCGUCCGCGCCGCGCGACUUGCCGCGGGGGACACCGUCACCUUCUCCCGCGGCGCUGGCGGCGGCGGCCGAUACUUCAUCGAGCACCGCCACUGCCAGCGCCGCCGCCGCCGCGAUGUCGAUAUCAGCUUCGGCGACGCUGCCACCACCAUGCCGCCGUGGCCAAUAGCUGUCGGAGUGCAAGCCAUGAAUGGGGGUGCAACGAUGGCCGUCGAGACGGCGUCCGCUGCCAUCGCCGGUACCGGUCAUGACAGCGAGGUGGGACCCUCGGCGGCGAGGAGCUUCAGGCUCUUCGGCUUCAAUGUUGAGUGCAGCGGCGACGAUGCACCGGCGGCACCGGCUUCCGCCGAAGUGGAGUAUGUCGACGUCGACGGCGACGACGACUACAGCUAGUAGCAGCAACGACGUAGGUGGGCAGAGAUGAUGAUCUACUGAUCUGGAAGACUGGAACCUUAUUACUAUAGGUAGAGCUAGCAAUUUCUAUUGAUACACAGUGGUGCCUUAUUGAAUCUUAACUAGUCAUUCUUAUUUCCAAUUGGAUUGAUGGUUUAUUUUAGGUAAUUGCAUGAAGUAAUUAAUGAUGAUUAGAUCCUUGCUCUCUCGAUCUUGUUCUUUGGUUCCUUGUUCUUGUUUUUGUUUCUGUAGUAUAAUUAUUACUACUCUUAGUGCAGUUGAUUAUGAGCAAGAAGGCAAUUAUUUACUAUGGUUUAGUUGUGUAUCUAGCUGGCCGUGAGAUUUAUGAAGACAAUCAUAGGUUUUCGAAUCACGACUGAAUUAUGGGAGUAGAUCCUAAUGAUCGAUCCGCUUAUAUUUACUCAAGGCCUUGAUUUUUGUUUUAUUGUAUGCACAUUGUGUGCAUCGAACGAAUUGAGGUGAAUUAUUAGCUAUUGUGUUUCCAUGGUUUUUA
Molecule: messenger RNA, 1541 nt
Organism: Sorghum bicolor (sorghum)
Lineage: Eukaryota; Viridiplantae; Streptophyta; Magnoliopsida; Poales; Poaceae
Product: putative B3 domain-containing protein Os08g0157700
Exons: 1
Coding region: 266-1027 (253 amino acids)
Molecular function (GO): DNA-binding transcription factor activity; DNA binding
Source: RefSeq, a predicted model, not a curated record